CACACCUCAAAAACCCCACCUCUCAUUAACACCCAAAUUCAAGGAUCUCUCUCUUCUCUCUUGUCCCUAAGUCCCAUUUCUUUCUCUCUUUCCAUUCUUCCUCCUCUCUUCUCAUUUCACCCAGGCGGGGGUCUUCUCUCAUUGGAGGACAGCAUGUCGAAUUCAGCAUCUGGAAUGGCGGUGAAUGAUGAGUGUAAGCUGAAGUUCUUGGAAUUAAAAGCAAAGAGGAACUAUCGUUUUAUUGUCUUCAAGAUUGAGGAGAAAAUCCAACAGGUGAUGGUGGAGAAGCUUGGCGAGCCAGACGAGAGCUAUGAGGAUUUCUCCGCCAGCUUGCCUGCUGAUGAGUGCCGCUACGCCGUCUAUGAUUUUGAUUUCACUACCGAUGAGAACUGCCAGAAAAGCAAGAUUUUCUUCAUUGCAUGGUCUCCUGAUACGUCGAGGGUAAGGAGUAAGAUGCUCUAUGCUAGCUCCAAGGAUAGAUUCAAGAGAGAAUUGGAUGGCAUUCAAGUGGAGUUGCAGGCUACAGAUCCGAGUGAGAUGAGCAUGGACAUCAUAAAAGGGCGAGCCCUCUAAAUAUACCAUCUUCGAUCUGUCUCCUUCAACAAACCGCAUCUCCUUGUUACUUGUUUCAUUUUGUGGGCAUCUCUUUUUAAUUCUUUUGCCUUGUUUUUGCAAAUGAAUUUUGUGUGGGUUUAGAGUUUAUAGCCAUUGAUGGGACUAUGCACUUCUGUUUUGUUUUUGUUUUUGUUUUUUGAAGAUAACUUGUAUAUCUUCUUAUAUCAACGAGACAAGAUGGUGGGUUUUGUA
Telopea speciosissima is the source of this 807-nucleotide messenger RNA. RefSeq names its product actin-depolymerizing factor 10. Gene Ontology annotation, biological process: actin filament depolymerization. Gene Ontology annotation, molecular function: actin filament binding. The transcript is spliced from 3 exons. Gene Ontology annotation, cellular component: actin cytoskeleton; cytoplasm. The record is from RefSeq and is a predicted model, not a curated record. Lineage: Eukaryota; Viridiplantae; Streptophyta; Magnoliopsida; Proteales; Proteaceae. The coding region runs from base 154 to 573 and encodes 139 amino acids.